Messenger RNA from Penicillium alfredii, 1860 nucleotides. Its product is annotated as carboxylesterase/lipase family protein. The coding region runs from base 1 to 1860 and encodes 619 amino acids. The record is from RefSeq and is a predicted model, not a curated record. Lineage: Eukaryota; Fungi; Ascomycota; Eurotiomycetes; Eurotiales; Aspergillaceae. The transcript is spliced from 5 exons.
AUGAAGUUGCUUUUCCCAGCCACGAUCUCGGCAUUGGUAGCCACGGCCUUGGCCACACCCUCGGUCACUACCCAAGAGGGCACCGUCCAUGGUGGAAAGUGCAGCGAUGGGAAAGAUGCUGUCUACUACAAGGGUCUCCCCUUCGCCGAACCUCCGGUCGGGAAACUGCGAUUCGAACCUCCCAAGGCCUGGAGCAAGAAGUAUCCCGGUGGCAGCCUGAAUGCUACCACCCGUGCGCCAGCCUGCAUCCAAUUUGGAGAUGAGAUGAUCCCAGACCAGAAGAAGUCCGAAGACUGUCUUUAUCUUGAUAUUUGGGCCCCAUCUAAGGCCACCAAGGAUUCCAAGCUCCCUGUCAAGGUCUGGGUUUACGGUGGAUCCAACACCGCCGGUGGAAUCGAUUAUCCUCUCUUCGAUGGCUGCAGCACGGCCGAUGAUGGCGCUAUUCUGGUCUCGCUCAACUACCGACUUGGGCCCCUCGGGUUUUUGACGCUCAAGAGCGCCGGCAUCCACGGGAACCAAGCAAUUCAAGAUAUCCUGAUGGGCCUCGAAUGGGUUCAGAAAAGCAUCUCGGCCUUUGGCGGUGACCCGAAAAAAGUUGUUCUGUUUGGACAAUCGGCGGGGGCAACAGACGUCUUUACUGUUGCUACUCUGCCCCAGGCGCCUCGUCUCAUGAAUGGAGCCAUCGCCGAAUCGAUUGCUUUGCCGUCGUUGGUAGAGACCCAAACUGCUCAAAAACUAGGCGCAUCAUAUGCCAAGGUUCUUGACUGCGGUGUGAAGGAUAAAUCAUGUCUCCAGUCCAAAUCUGUGGCGGAUCUGCAGAAAGCCGUGGGCUCCGAUUCCUACAUGGACCAGGGACUCGGCGCAAUCUCGGGCAUCGGUGUUCCAAACAGGAAGACACCGCGAUUCUAUCCCCAUGUGGAUGGCAAAGUCGUUGAGAAGAACCCAGUUACUAACGGAGUCCAAGUCCCAACUAUCAUUGGAUCCAAUCAAGCGGAGGGCAUGAUGGACACCCUCACCAAGUACAACUCCGAGGAUGUCAUUGCCAAGCUCACCGCCGCCGAUUACAAGACCUUCCUGGAGGGUGACUUCGGACCUGCCACCGAGACCAUCCAGCAAUACUACCCGCUAUCGAAGUUCAUGGACGCCGUCGGGGGCCAGAAAUCACUCGGCGUCCUCGCAGCCAUCGCAACCGUCCUGACCGACGCGCACUUCAAGUGUCCAGGCUACGAGAGCGCAGUGCACUCCGCCCGCAAGAACAAGCAGGUAUACAUGUACGAGUUCACCCAUAACAACACCUGUGCCUGGCUGGACACCAUGCCCCCCAAGGCUCUCCCCAUUUUCGGCGCCGCGCACACCGCCGAGCUUCCCUACGUCUUCGGCAACCUCUACUUCGACUUCCCCGCCAACCACACUACCUGCAAUGCCACGCAGGCUGAGUAUGCGCUCGGCAAGAACAUGAUGAGUCUCUGGACCGCCAUGGCGGAACAUGGCAAGCCGUCCACGGAUGAGAUCCGUUGGCCCGAGUUCAAGAUCACGCCGCAUGGAACCAAGACUCCCGGCAUGGUUUUCGAUAACUCGACAACGCCUGGCUCUAUCGAUUACCAUGCUUGUGAGCUGUGGGCUAAGGUGAAUGCCAUGCUGAACUCAAGCAAUGGAACUGCUAGCAGCACGUCCAGCAGUACUCAGGCUAGCGGUACAUCUGGCAGUGGCAGCAGCGGCAGCGGCAGCAGUGGAACAUCAACACCCACCACUUCAACCAAUGGUGCCGGAACCAUCUCCCUGCUUGUCAGCAAUACCAUGGUUCUGGGCAUGCUGGCGUCUGUGUCAGCUACAUUUGCCUGUCUCGGUCUGAUGUAUUAG